This is a messenger RNA of Funneliformis mosseae, 486 nucleotides long. NCBI's taxonomy places the organism in Eukaryota, Fungi, Glomeromycota, Glomeromycetes, Glomerales, Glomeraceae. The record is from the annotation of a GenBank genome assembly.
UUAAUCAAUGGCCCGACAAAGUAAUGUUAUUAAUAUCACACAAAUGGAAAUGUUUUGGUAAAUCCACAACACGAUUUGUUAUGGUAAAAGAUAAAAUUGUUGAUGCCUCGAAUAAAAAAGUCACUCUAACUACUGAAAGAUGUAAUAUACAAGAAUGGUCCCAAGAAUUUCUUUUUGAUGUUUCAUGGGUAAAUGAAAAUCCAGAAAAGCUUAAUAGAAGGAUCGACCUCCCGGAAAUUAACCGAACAAAUACAUUAGAUUUGAACGUUUUGUUUGAUGAAGCAACAGGGAAAUCAUCAAAUCCAGAUAUUCUAUUUACAGAUAUCGCGGGUGCCAAAAUACUUUGCUCAAAUUGUUUUAUGGAUGGUGAAGCUACAGUUUCAUUGAGAGUUGCUGGCGAAUUUGUUGGCUCUGAGAUUAAAUUAACCGAUGCUACGUUUGCACUUGAUGGAAAUGUUAAAUUAAACGUGGAUAUUUCCCUUGUCG